CCCAUCCAAAACACAUAUCUACCUAUCAUCCUCCUCUUUCCCGUCUACAAACAUCCUCAGUGCCGCCGGCUCCAUUCUGGUCCUUGAAAGUCACGCUUUCUUCCACCUCGGUGGCUCCGCAGCAGCUGAAACUUACCCUUACUCCAAUCGACCCAUCCGGCGACGGACCAUCACUACUGCUUGUGCUGAGCUGUCAUUGUCCUAACAUUUCUUAAUCAGUCUUGGCCGCAUAGAAUUCCUAUCGCGCUACGAAAAAGAAGACAAAAGUGCCAGCCUUACUCGCCACACCUCACCAUCGAGUCUCGUCUCCUGUCCCCAGACGCUCUUCGUCACACCACCUCUAUCGCUCAUCGUAGCCCCCGGGCCAUUGCCGACCUCUGUCCCUUUUUGGCGACGCUAGUCACAUCGCGAGAAGCCAAGGCUUCUCCUUUCCUUCCACCAUGGCAACCAACAAUAUGCAUAAUCUCACGACCCUCAUCAAGCGACUCGAAGCUGCCACAGCUAGACUCGAAGAUAUUGCUACAUCGACCAUCGAGCUCCCUCAAGCCGUCCCAUCCCUCAAUCAGUCUGUCGAAUCGGCGCCUUCCGCCCCCAAUGCCACGACCCCCCCUCCCCCGCCGCCGCAAGCAGCCGCCGCGCCGCAAGCACCCCCUGAGCCGGUCCCUGAGUCCGUCGAGGAGUUUGACCAGUUCAUAGCCACCUCGGUCGACAAAUACGUCUACAUAAGCAAGCAACUGGGUGGCCUCAUUGCCGACCAGGCUGCCAAAGUCUUGCAAGGUUUUCAAGCCCAGCGCAACUUCCUGCUCAUCACCACCAAGGCCAAAAAGCCCGACCUGAACGGCGCCGAGAUGGCCGUAUACCAGGACCUCCUCAAACCCAUCAACGAAGCUCUUGUCGCUGUCAGCAACAUCAAGGAGUCCAACCGAGGAUCGGCUGUCUUUAGUCAGCUAAGCGCCGUUGCAGAGGGCAUCAUGGUUCUCGCCUGGGUCACUGUCGAUAACCGUCCCUUCAAGCAUGUCGAGGAUUCACUAGGCUCGGCCCAGUUCUUCGGCAAUAGAGUGCUGAAGGAACAGAAGGAUAAGGACGCGCAACAGACUGAAUGGGUCCAGGCCUUUUACCAAGUAUUCCGCGAUCUCACCGACUACGUGAAGCAACACUUCCCCAACGGCAUCCCCUGGAACCCCAAGGGUCAGCCGGCCCAGGAAGUCGCCAAGUCUCUGUCUGCCUCCUCCGCCCCCCCUCCCCCCCCUCCUCCUCCGGCUGGCGGUCUGCCGCCUCCGCCCCCGCCUCCCGGCCCACCCCCCGUGUUUGAAAUCAAGGAGGAGACACCCGGCGAAAAGGGCGGAUUGGGCGCCGUCUUUUCUGAGCUGAACAAGGGCGAGGCCGUGACAAAAGGUCUUCGCAAGGUAGACAGAUCAGAAAUGACGCACAAGAACCCGUCGCUCCGCGCAAGCUCGACCGUACCUGAGCGAGAGGGAUCGGUGCGUGGCAAGAGCCCGGCUCCGGGAAAGAAGCCUAAGCCGGAAAGCAUGCGUGUCAAGAAGCCGCCAAAGAAGGUGCUUGAGGGCAACAAGUGGACUGUUGAAAACUUUGAGAAGGAGCCCCAGCCUAUCGAGAUUGACGCAUCCAUCUCCCACUCUAUCCUGAUCAGCAAGUGCAGCAACACCACCAUCAUUGUCAAGGGCAAGGCCAACGCUGUCACCAUUGAGAACUCGAGCCGUCUAUCGCUGAUUGUCGAGUCUCUGGUGUCCACAGUGGACGUCAUUAAGUCCCAGAACUUUGCGCUGCAAGUCCUUGGGGCCGUGCCGGCUGUCCUGAUGGAUUCUAUCGACGGCGCUCAAAUCUACUUCAGCAAGGAGAGCACGGGAACCAAGAUCUACUCCAGCAAGUCCUCUGGCAUUAACCUGAAUGUCAUUUCGGGAGAAGACGAGGACUACAAGGAAGUGCCCCUGCCGUCGCAGAUCUGCUCUUACUUUGACGAAGGCAAAGGCGACCUCGUCAACGAAAUCGUCUCUCACUCCGGCUGAAAGACUCGGAUGUUGCAUAUCUAAGGAACUUGGGUGGUUUAGAAAACUGUCGACACGGCGACAUUUUGUUUCUUUUGGCAGAUCACCCAAUCGCCAUAUCUAUUUGUUGUCGUUUAUCUUCCUGGUUUUGCGUUCUUUAACUCGACCAGUGUACAUUUCAAGCGGCCUGCCUUGCAUGCAUCCCCCUCUCAUUGCGUAGAUGGAUUCAAGGGGAGAAAGGAGACGGAGCGAAUUUGGCGAGGGAACAGAAGCGGGCGUGGUGUAGUGUACAUUGGGGACACCAAAUGAAGACAU
Colletotrichum destructivum is the source of this 2321-nucleotide messenger RNA. Its product is annotated as Putative cyclase-associated protein CAP/septum formation inhibitor MinC. Bases 441 to 2027 code for a protein of 528 amino acids. Gene Ontology annotation, biological process: actin filament organization; cytoskeleton organization. The transcript is spliced from 5 exons. Gene Ontology annotation, molecular function: adenylate cyclase binding; actin binding. Lineage: Eukaryota; Fungi; Ascomycota; Sordariomycetes; Glomerellales; Glomerellaceae. Gene Ontology annotation, cellular component: cytoplasm. The record is from RefSeq and is a predicted model, not a curated record.